UUUCAUUUUGAGAGAGCUACUGAUUCCACCAGUAUUACUUUAAUGGGUUCUUCACCGACCUCGCAUUCUAUUCCAAUAUUGAAUACUCUUUCUAAUACUAUCAUUCCUGUAAAGCUCCAAGAAGGCAAUUUUCUUGUUUGGAAGUCUCUUGUUCUACCAGUCUUGGAUGAAUAUGAAGUACUUGGGUUUGUUGAUGGAUCAUACAGAACUCCAAACCAAUUCUUAAACGACGAAAGUCCGGGUUCUCAAACAGUAAAUCCAGAUUAUGUUGAAUGGCAAGAUGAGGAUCAAAGGUUGUUACUUUGGCUUCACUCAACCAUUUCUGAAUCUGUAUUAUCAUCAUACGUUGUUGCAGGUUUGCCUACUUCCGGAUCUCUAUGGAAUUAUCUUGAAGAGCGAUUCGGAGCAGAUGCAUGUAGGACUAAUCCUACUUGUCAAAUUUGCAUCAAAUUUGGCCUCUAUUUAGCCGUUCCUGUUGUACUUAUACAGAUGCUUUUUAUCAGUUUCAUCAUUCCGGACCCAAAUAUACCGAACUAUGCUGUCACUAGUAUCUCUAUCAAAGGUAUGAAUCUCACACCAUCGACAUAUUCUGAUGAUCUAAUUGUGUCACCAGAAAUCAACAUCUCAAUUAAUGCGACUAACCCAAAAGGAGCACCGGGAAGUUACUAUUCCGAGAAAGGAUUUUCGGUAUCUAUAUACUACUACUCUGACACCCUUCUUUGUUCAUCGGAUAAUUUAGUGCCGACUUUCCACCAGCAACCAACAGAAAAUGUAACGAUGAUUCAGACGGUGUUAAUGGGUUCGCGGAUAAAUCUAACGCCUAUCAUCUGUGAUUCUUUAUUGGAUCGCCAAAGUAAAGGGAUGACUCCUCUUGUGAUUUAUAUGUGGAUAUCCUAUGGAGUUAAGAAUGAAAAUCACCCAGUUGUUUCAAUGUCAGCUUACAAGAACUGUUAAGAAGUAUACGAGGAGUACUGCCUUAUAUAAUAAAGGGAGGGCUUCAACAACUUUCCGAGAAUUAGCUUUCUCGAGGGAAGCUUCGGGUCUUUACAGAAUGAUCCGGAGAAGGAAAUAACACUAUCUCGAUAAA
Molecule: messenger RNA, 1087 nt
Organism: Papaver somniferum (opium poppy)
Lineage: Eukaryota; Viridiplantae; Streptophyta; Magnoliopsida; Ranunculales; Papaveraceae
Exons: 2
Coding region: 43-954 (303 amino acids)
Source: RefSeq, a predicted model, not a curated record